UAUUUUUAAAGUUGCCAUAGGUGUGUUUGGGGAAUGAUUUGUGAAUGAGAAGGCAGAACUUGUCCAAAGAUUUGGGUUUAAGUCGGAUAGAUUCGAUUCAGCAGAUAACAGUGGCCAGCAUUUAAUGGACUUGUACUUAGUGGCAAGUGCUGUCCUGGGCAGUCUUGGUGUAUUAAUUCACUUAGGCCUUAUGGUGACCCUGUGUGCUAGAUUAAUGUUAUUUCCAUUUCACAGAAGAAUGAACUUGGGCAGAGAUAAGUAAAUUGACAUGCCCAAAGUCAAAGGCUAGUAGAUGGAAAAGCUGGAGUUUGAAUCUAGGUCCUAAGCAAUGAACUGGGCACCUGUGUUAACUAUCAAUGUCUUGCUGGGCCUAGAGAUGGAUAUGGAGUGGUGAAAGAGUCUGAUAGAUGAGAUUUUGCUGCCAGGUCAUACUGAAUUUCUGAGCCUCAGUUUCCCCAACUCUAAAACUGGUACCUAAACCCUGCCCUCCCUACCUCAUGAGAUGUGUUUUGUAGCCUCCGUUGCCCUGUGUCAUAUUAGCGUUUGGAGGCAGUCUCAGGUGGUUGAAGGCUGUGUGUGUGCAUGGCUUUGGUUUGCAAACAUCAGAGAAGAUGGAGUGGAAACGGGAGGGCAGGAGAGAGGGUGGAGGAGAUGCUCCAGGGAUGUGGUCGUGAUGUGGUCAUGUCGGGCACCCAGCUGGCCCCGUAUUCCUGAUGGUCUGGUUCCCUGUUGUUGCUGUGUGCUCCGGCCAGAGUCACACCCCUCAGCAUGAAGCAACAGGAGAUUGAUUUCACAGUCCUUUAAAAUGCCGCCUCCUUGCCUCUCUGGCUGGCCUGCAGGGUGCUUUGGUCACCCUCUGGGUAUCCGCUCUUCCACUUGCUGCCUGUAAAUUAAGUUACACACGCAGUGUUUGAGGAUGGACUCUGGGCUGCUGGCUAAGUCUUGGAUCCAGAGGGUGGCCUUCCAUUUUGUAUUGAAGGAGUCCACCCUCAAACAGUUCACAGUAUUUUCCUUCAAACACAAGAACAGAAUCCAGAGCCUUUAACUUUCUGUGACUCAGCAAAGAGCAUUGCACCCUUUCCCUGGAUUAUAGUGCUCUGAGUCCGUGAUCCUUUCGAGAUCACGGUGAGAAGCGCCUUUGUGACUCAUAGAAGUGAGUUGCUCUCGGUGAUUCACGUUUAGCACUAAAUUCUUACCCCGGGAGCCCUGGUGUGGGUCAUUAGUAUGGAUGGAGCACGUUGAAGAACCAGGCCUGGUUGUAGGGGCUUUUUAUAUAUGCCUUCAUCUCUGAGCCUCACAACAGCCUUGUAAAGCCGGUAUCGCAGCCCUAAUUGUAUAGACAGAGGAACUGCAGCCUGCCAGCAUCAUGUGGUCUCAAAAGCUGGUGAGAAGCAGGGCCCCCAGCCCUCUGUCCACACGAGAGCAUUGUUUAGGUGAGGGCUGCUUCCUGCUGAUAAUGAUAUGUAUAUCCUAGAGGUUUAAAUGCUUUGUGCCAGUUAUGGGAGACUUUUUCUGUAAAGGCUGCAGGGUAAAUAGUUCAGACUUUGAGAGCGUCUCUGUCACAGCUGCUCAACUCUGCCAUUGUUGAGUGAAAGCAGCCAAAGGAAAUAGGUAAUUGGGUGGGCCUGGCUCUGUUUCAAUAAAACUUUAUUUAACUAAAACAGGCAGUGGGCCAGAUUUGGCCUGUGGGGUGUGAUCUACCAACUCUUGACUUAAGGUUUUGUCUAAAUGGAAAUAGCUAUUAUUAUUAGGACUAUUGUUUCCUGACUGUUUUGGAAGAAGGACAACAGAUGAGCUCACCAAAGACAGAAAGGGUCAUUUUUUUUGGAGGUGGCACCAGGGAGAUCGGAUCCGCCCUGACCAGGAUGUGCAUGAGGCAUCGGAGCAUAGAAGCCAAGCUGAGGCAGUUCUCCAGUGCUUUAAUCGACUGUCUGAUAAACCCACUUCAAGAGCAGAUGGAAGAAUGGAAGAAAGUGGCCAACCAGCUGGAUAAAGACCACGCGAAAGAAUAUAAAAAAGCUCGCCAAGAGAUAAAAAAGAAGUCCUCAGAUACACUGAAACUGCAGAAGAAAGCCAAAAAAGUGGACGCUCUCGGGCGAGGUGACAUCCAGCCCCAGCUGGACAGCGCGCUCCAAGACGUCAAUGACAAGUAUCUCCUGUUGGAAGAAACAGAGAAGCAGGCUGUCCGGAAGGCUUUGAUCGAAGAACGCGGCCGGUUCUGCACCUUCAUUUCUAUGCUGCGGCCCGUGAUUGAAGAAGAAAUCUCAAUGCUGGGGGAAAUCACUCACCUGCAGACCAUAUCGGAAGAUCUGAAAAGCCUGACCAUGGACCCUCACAAACUGCCCUCCUCAAGUGAACAGGUGAUUUUGGACUUGAAAGGUUCUGAUUACAGUUGGUCGUACCAGACCCCACCCUCUUCUCCGAGCACCACCAUGUCCCGCAAGUCAAGCGUCUGCAGCAGCCUGAACAGCGUCAACAGCAGCGACUCGCGGUCCAGCGGCUCCCACGGCUCCCACUCGCACUCGCCCAGCUCCCACUACCGCUACCGCGGCUCCAGCCUGGCCCAGCAGGCGCCUGUGCGGCUGUCCAGCGUGUCCUCCCACGACUCAGGGUUCAUCUCCCAGGACGCCUUCCAGUCCAAGUCGCCGUCCCCCAUGCCACCUGAGGCCCCCAACCAGUUGUCUAACGGGUUUUCUCACUAUAGUUUAUCAAGUGAGUCCCAUGUGGGGCCCGUAGGGGCGAGCCUUUUCCCUCAUUGCCUGCCCGCCUCCCGCCUGCUCCCUCGGGUCACCUCUGUCCAUCUUCCAGACUACGCUCAUUAUUACACCAUUGGGCCCGGCAUGUUCCCGUCAUCUCAGAUCCCUAGCUGGAAGGACUGGGCCAAGCCAGGACCUUAUGAUCAGCCUCUCGUGAACACCCUUCAGCGCCGCAAAGAGAAGCGAGAGCCAGACCCCAGCGGAGGAGGCCCCGCUGCAGCAGGAGGUGCCCCCGCUGCUACCGAGGAAGCCCAGAGGCCAAGGAGCAUGACCGUGUCAGCCGCCACCAGGCCCGGGGAGGAGAUGGAGGCUUGUGAGGAACUGGCAUUGGCCCUGUCUCGGGGCCUCCAGCUGGACACCCAGAGGAGCAGCCGGGAUUCGCUUCAGUGCUCCAGUGGCUACAGCACCCAGACCACCACCCCCUGCUGCUCUGAGGACACCAUCCCCUCCCAAGUUUCAGAUUACGAUUAUUUCUCUGUAAGUGGUGACCAGGAGGCCGAUCAGCAGGAGUUUGACAAAUCCUCCACCAUCCCGAGAAACAGCGACAUCAGCCAGUCCUAUCGAAGGAUGUUCCAAGCCAAGCGCCCGGCCUCGACCGCGGGCCUUCCCACCACCCUUGGACCUGCUAUGGUCACCCCAGGGGUUGCAACCAUCCGACGGACCCCUUCCACCAAGCCUUCUGUCCGCCGGGGGACCAUAGGAGCCGGUCCCAUCCCCAUCAAGACACCCGUGAUCCCUGUUAAGACCCCCACGGUCCCAGACCUCCCUGGGGUGCUGCCAGCCCCUCCAGAUGGGCCUGAGGAGCGGGGUGAGCACAGCCCAGAGUCGCCGUCUGUGGCUGAGAGCCCUCAAGGUGUCACCAGUGUGCCCACCUCAAUGUGGAGCGGCCAAGCCUCCAUCAACCCCCCUCUUCCAGGCCCAAAACCGAGCAUCCCCGAGGAGCACAGACAGGCGAUUCCAGAAAGCGAGGCCGAAGACCAGGAGAGGGAUCCCCCAAGUGCCACUGCCUCGCCAGGCCAGGUUCCAGAGAGCGACCCUGCAGAUGUGAGCCCGAGGGACGUCCCGCAAGGAGAAGACAUGCUGAACGCCAUCCGAAGAGGCGUGAAACUGAAGAAGACCACGACAAAUGACCGCUCAGCCCCGCGCUUCUCUUAGGCUCUCUUAGGCUCACAAGAAAUGUUGCCAGUGGGGAAUGAACUGUCUAAUUAAUAAGACCUAAUUUGUCUUGAUCCAUUCCAAUCUAUAAUCAAAAGAUUUUGUAGGCAACUCAGAACACAGCUCUUUUGAAAGUACACCUUUAGAUAAGAAUUAAAAGCAACAUACGUAACUGACAUAACCUUGAUCUUUUAAUUUGUAAAUAUCAACAGUUUUCUUUCUGCACAUUUUAAUCUUAAGUUUCCCUUUUGAUUUUUCUGAAGGUGCCAAAUUCCAUUUAACUUUUUUACAAGUCUUUGUAAAAUUUUAAAUGCAUAAGGGCGGGGGGAGGUCGGGCAGGGGAACCACAAAGUUAGUGAUUUCAGAAGAAAGGAUAACUAUACUUAGCUUUUUUUCUUUUGUUUUCCUGCAAGCUUUUGUAGAUGCAUUGUAGUAGUCUGGCUUAGGAGCAAAUUCAAGUUAUUUUAAUGUACAAACAAAAUGGAUAAGGAGUAAAAAUCCUUAUCCAAGCAAACUACUUUCGGGAUGAGAAAUGCGGGAGUCAGUUGAUGAGCAAUAUCUGGAGUGAAGUAACUCCGGAAAUGGUAGACUGUGUUGGGAUUGGGGGGAGGGUCGGGGGAGGGGCACACCGUCAACAUAGCCGAUCCUGUUACGUUUAAGGGUAGCCUCGUAGGUUGAAUUUCUAGUAGCUUCAUGGUAAAUGCAUCCGAAUAAGCCAUACUGGAUUGCAGUGUUUGUUUCUGUAGGGUGUUUAAGGACUUCCUUUCUCCCACGAUUCCUCCUGACUGCACACAGCACCCACCUCCAGUCCUGUGCAUGCGGCCGCCACCGGGUAGACAUAGAACCCCCACUUCAGUUACUCGUCUGUUAUACCUACUUUCAUUGAGUCCAAAUGCAUCCAAAAUGGUAAGGCAGUUUUAAAAAUGUGAAAACAUUUAAAAAUGAUAGCAGGGAAUUCUUAGAUAUAGCAAAUGCCUUUUACUUAACUGUGCCCAGCAGGCUGGGUGCGUUGAAAAGCCCAAAUAUUUUGAAAAAACUCGAGCGGAUUUAACAAGGGUAACCAGCUUGGAGUCGAGCAACUUGCCAAUGUGUUUACCAGUCUGGGGGCUUGUUUUUCUUAUCUUCUUUUAAAUAAGUGGCAGUUAACUGGCUUCAUACUAAACAUUGGAGAAGAGGAUUUCUUUCUUGUCACCUGGAAUCUGACCACUAUCCUGUCCUCUUUUUUAUAUUCUAGGUAAUGUUUUUUGGAAUGGAUUUCUUUUUUUUUUUAAGUGAAAGUUAAAUUUGUUAUAAUGCCCAUCCCCUAAAGCCAACAGAGAUUUGUAGAUUUAAAGGGAUCACAUUUGGGGACUCUAUCGGUGUUUUUUUUUUUUU
Messenger RNA from Bubalus bubalis (water buffalo), 5285 nucleotides. It is a transcript of the gene MTSS1, whose product is annotated as MTSS I-BAR domain containing 1. The transcript has 13 exons. Gene Ontology annotation, cellular component: cytoplasmic side of plasma membrane; actin cytoskeleton. The record is from RefSeq and is a predicted model, not a curated record. The coding region runs from base 1791 to 3911 and encodes 706 amino acids. Gene Ontology annotation, biological process: adherens junction maintenance; positive regulation of actin filament bundle assembly; plasma membrane organization. Gene Ontology annotation, molecular function: phospholipid binding; actin binding. Lineage: Eukaryota; Metazoa; Chordata; Mammalia; Artiodactyla; Bovidae.